Messenger RNA from Penicillium daleae, 1788 nucleotides. RefSeq names its product proline--tRNA ligase. Gene Ontology annotation, biological process: prolyl-tRNA aminoacylation. The coding region runs from base 1 to 1788 and encodes 595 amino acids. Lineage: Eukaryota; Fungi; Ascomycota; Eurotiomycetes; Eurotiales; Aspergillaceae. The transcript has 7 exons. The record is from RefSeq and is a predicted model, not a curated record. Gene Ontology annotation, molecular function: proline-tRNA ligase activity; ATP binding. Gene Ontology annotation, cellular component: aminoacyl-tRNA synthetase multienzyme complex; cytoplasm.
AUGGCUAGCCAGAAUCCCACCGAUGCCGCCGCCUCGAGCGCUGCUGCUCCCACAACCCUGCCCGACCGCACUCAAAACCCCGCCGAUAACCAGGCGGGCGAGUCCAAGAAUGCCGCGAAGAAGGCCGAAAAGGCCGCAAAGCUUGCUGCGGCCAAGGCUGAGAAGGCUGCGAAGCACGCUGCUGGUGUGAAGACUGAGAAGUCUGAGGGCAAGAAGGAGGCCAAGAAGGCCCCCAAGAAGAAGGUCGACGGCGCUGCUUUGAUCGGUAUCGAUGCGUCCAAGGAGGAGAACUUCCCGGACUGGUACCAGCAAGUUCUCACCAAGGGAGAUAUGCUGGACUACUAUGAUGUGUCGGGCUGCUUCAUCUUGAAGCCCGCUUCGUACUUCAUCUGGGAGGAGAUUCAAGACUGGUUCAACAAAAGGAUCAAGAAGAUGGGUGUCAAGAACUGCUCGUUCCCCUUGUUCGUUACCGAGGAUGUGUUGCAGCGCGAGAAGGACCACAUUGAGGGCUUUGCUGCCGAGGUCGCCUGGGUGACCCAUGCCGGAUCAACUCCUCUCGAGAAGAAGAUUGCUAUCCGUCCUACAUCCGAGACUGUUAUGUACCCCUACUACUCAAAGUGGAUUCGCAGUCACCGUGAUCUGCCCCUGCGCCUGAACCAGUGGAACUCCGUCGUCCGAUGGGAGUUCAAGAACCCCCAGCCUUUCCUGCGUACUCGUGAGUUCUUGUGGCAGGAGGGCCACACUGCCCACCUGACUGAGGAUGCUGCCCGGAAAGAAGUGCUGCAGAUUCUUGACUGGUAUGCCGAUAUUUACUCCGAGCUUCUUGCCGUUCCCGUGGUCAAGGGCCAGAAGACCGAGAAAGAGAAAUUUGCUGGUGGUCUCUACACAACUACCGUUGAGGGUUACAUCCCUGCAACUGGCCGUGGUAUUCAGGGUGGUACCUCCCAUGGCCUGGGCCAGAACUUCAGUAAGAUGUUCAACAUCACUGUUGAGGACCCUUCCGCCAAGCCUGGUGAGCAGAAGGAGGCUAUGCACGUCUGGCAGAACUCUUGGGGUCUGUCGACCCGUACCCUGGUGACAACAAGGGUCUGGUCCUUCCCCCCCCGUGUGGCUGAGACGCAGGUUGUCAUUGUCCCCGUCGGUAUCACUGCCAAGAGCACCGAUGAGGACCGUGAGAAGCUCUACGCGGAGAUUGACGGCCUUGUCGCCGUCCUCGAGGCCGCUGGUGUCCGCGUCCAGAGUGACAAGCGUGAGGGCUACUCCCCCGGUUGGAAGUUCAACCAGUGGGAGCUUCGUGGUGUGCCCCUUCGUCUGGAGUUCGGCCCUGGCGAGUCGGCUGGUCACUUUGUCACUACUGCCCGUCGUGAUAUCCCUGGAAAGGAUGGCAAGUCGACCCUUCCGAUCGCCGACCUGGUUAGCGGCACGACUGCGCUCCUCGAGACCAUUCACACCGAUAUGUACAACCGUGCCGACGCCGAGUUCAAGGCCCACCGCCUCCAGAUCACUAACUGGGACGACUUCACUCCUGCCCUGAAUGCCAAGAACCUUUGCCUCGUGCCCUUCUGUCUGCAAAUGGACUGUGAAGAGUCCAUCAAGAACCAGAGUGCCCGCAAGGCCGAGGAGGAAUCCGGCGAGGUCACCGACGCCAAGGCCCCUUCAAUGGGUGGCAAGAGUCUGUGCAUUCCCUUCGAGCAGCCCGAGGGCAUCGUGCCCGGCGUUACCAAGUGUAUCAACCCCAGCUGCUCUAACUUCGCCGAGAAGUGGUGCAUGUUUGGCCGCUCCUACUAA